AUGGCCGCGUCCACCCUGUCCGUCUGCUCUAGCGACCUGAGCUAUGGCAGCCGCGUCUGCCUGCCCGGGGCCUCGGACUCCUGCCCCGACUCCUCCUGGCAGGAGGACGACUGCCCAGAGAGCUGCUGCGAGCCCCCGUGCUGCGCCCCGGCCCCCUGCCUGACCCUCCUGUACGGCCCCUCCUCCCCCUGCCAGGGAGACUGCUGCACCCCUGCGUGCUGCAAGCCAGUGUGCUGCACCCCUGUGUGCUGCAAGCCCGUGUGCUGCACCCCUGUCUGCUGCGAGGACUCCCCCUGCACAACCUCUUCAUGCUGCCAGCCGUCCUGCGGCCCCUCCUCCCCCUGCCAGGGAGACUGCUGCACCCCUGCGUGCUGCAAGCCCGUCUGCUGCACCCCUGUGUGCUGCAAGCCCAUCUGCUGCACCCCUGUCUGCUGCGAGGACUCCCCCUGCUCAGCCCCUUCCUGCUGCAGACCCUCCUCCUGUGUGUCCCUGCUCUGCCGUCCCGUGUGCAGGCCCACCUGCUGCACGCCUGUCUGCUGCAAGCUUUUCUCCUGCACCCCUGCGUGCUGUGAGGACUCCCCCUGCACAACCUCUUCAUGUUGCCAGCCAUCCUGCUGCACCUCCUCCCCCUGCCAGGAAGACUGCUGCAAGCCCGUCUGCUGCACCCCUGUCUGCUGCAAGCCCGUGUGCUGCACCCCUGUCUGCUGUGAGGACUCCCCCUGCUCAGCCCCCUCCUGCUGCCAGCCCAGCCCCUGCUGCAGACCCUCCUCCUGCGUGUCCCUGCUCUGCCGCCCCGUGUGCAGGCCCGCCUGCUGCACCCCUGUCUGCUGCAAGCCUGUCUGCUGCACCCCUGUGCCCGCCUGCUGCACCCCUGCCUCCUCCUGCUGCCGCCCGGCCUCCUGCGUGUCCCUGCUCUGCCGCCCCGCAUGCUCCCGCCCUGCCUGCUCCCGCCCUGCCUCGGCCCAGAAGUCCUCCUGCCAGUGAUGUGGCCAGCCGUCACUGUGGGGACCCCCAGCGCUCCCACCUACCAGCCUCCCAGCUGCUUUGGGGUCUGUCUCUUAGGCC
Messenger RNA from Panthera uncia (snow leopard), 1065 nucleotides. RefSeq names its product keratin-associated protein 10-7-like. The record is from RefSeq and is a predicted model, not a curated record. The coding region runs from base 1 to 984 and encodes 327 amino acids. The transcript has 2 exons. NCBI's taxonomy places the organism in Eukaryota, Metazoa, Chordata, Mammalia, Carnivora, Felidae. Gene Ontology annotation, cellular component: keratin filament.